AUGGCUGUCGAUGAUAUUGUGAGCACCUAUGAUAGUAGAAGAAGCUCAACUGGGUCCAUUCAUAAGAGUUCGGGUACUUUUUACAACGGACAUAAAGUCAUCAAUGAUCCUAUACAUGGCCAUAUUACCUUGGACGAUUACACUGUUCGUUUCAUUGAUACACCCCAAUUUCAGCGUCUGAGAGACCUCAAACAGCUCGGUGUACUUUAUUUCAUCUUUCCAGGCGCUAGUCAUAAUCGAUUCGAACAUUCUGUUGGUGUAUCUCAUUUAUCUGGCACACUGGUCGAGAGAUUUGCAAGAGAUCAACCUGAAUUGAACAUCUCAGAGGAUGAAAUCAAAUGUGUCAAAUUAGCUGGAUUAUGUCAUGAUCUUGGACAUGGUCCUUUUAGUCAUGUAUUUGACAACUCAUUCAUGCCAUGUGCUAGACCUGGACUGGCAUGGUCUCAUGAACAAGCUUCAGAAAUGAUGCUUGAAUACUUGGUCGAUGACAACCAUAUUGACAUUGAAAAGACAGAAAUCAACUUUAUCAAGGAUUUGAUUGCGGGCGAAUCGAGAUCCAGCAACAAGUACUCGGAACGCAAGUUUUUGUUCGACAUUGUGGCCAACAAGAAGAACAGUGUGGAUGUAGACAAGUUUGAUUACAUCGAGAGAGAUGCUUACAAUAUGGGCCUGCGUAGUUCGUAUGACGCCAAACGUCCCUUGGUCUACAGUCGUGUGGUCAACAAUGAAAUCUGCUAUCAUCACAAGGAAGUGUAUAAUAUGUAUGAAAUGUUUCAUACAAGAUACAGUUUGUUCAAGCAAAUCUACAACCAUCGUGUGGGAAAAUGCAUUGAACUGAUGAUUGUGGAUGCUCUGUUGUUGGCAGACAACUACCUCAAGAUCUCGGACACCGUGGAUAAGCCAGAAGACUAUUUAUACUUGACAGACGAUAUCCUUCGCACCAUUGAGAAAUCGAAAUGCCCUGAAUUACAAGACGCCAGAAAGAUUUUGCAUAACCUUCGCACUAGAAAACUGUACAAAUUUGUCGACGAAUUCUUGAUCCCACCCGAGAUGGAAGCUUAUUUGAACAAGGAGACAGUGACAGCACAGGAUAUCGUGAAUCACCAAACGGAUAACGCUGGCUUAGUCGAGCAAGAUGUAAUUGUCAACUUUUCAAAAAUUAAUUAUGCAAUGAAUGAACGAAAUCCUGUGGACUCCAUUCGAUUCUUUUCUAAAUUUAAUGAUCAAGAGUCAUUCAAGAUCCCUCAAGAAAAAGUAUCCUACAUGAUCCCUACCAAGUUUCAAGACAUCAAUAUUCGCAUUUUUACUAGAGACCCUACUAAAAUUGGAGCUAUCCAAACUGCAUUCCGCAGAUAUUUAGAUAAAAUUAACUAA
Molecule: messenger RNA, 1374 nt
Organism: Mucor velutinosus
Lineage: Eukaryota; Fungi; Mucoromycota; Mucoromycetes; Mucorales; Mucoraceae
Product: Glucose-6-phosphate 1-dehydrogenase
Exons: 6
Coding region: 1-1374 (457 amino acids)
Biological process (GO): dGTP catabolic process
Cellular component (GO): nucleus
Molecular function (GO): dGTPase activity
Source: RefSeq, a predicted model, not a curated record